UUUCGGUAGUCCUUUCUGGCUGACUUGCUCCUCUGGCAACUGCUAAUCUGUCACCACUAAAUACAAUUGGCAGGCGGCUACCACACCUGCACUGACGCACGCGACACCCAGCGGUCACUACAGCGCUGCUGCCGUCUGUGAGCCCGCAAUUAUCGACUGCGCCCAUCUUUUCCCCAGACUACAUACGCCCGUCCGAAGCCUGAGGCACGACACGGCACCUUGGCGCUCAACUUCCCAAUCCACCAACCCCUGGACCUACGGCGCAGCUUCCACUCCUCAAACCCUCUCACGACGCUCUCUAGACUCUCCAUUGGACUCGGGCCGCCUUCCAGUCCAACCGCCAUUCUCUUACCGUCAUCUCGCUGCCCCAAAUGCAUCGCGCAGCAGUAAGGGCUUUGCGGACAACCUACCGAUGUACGGCUCGUAGCUUCGCACGCAACACCCGACGGGGCCUCUUCGAACAUAACCUCUCCACCACCCCCUCGUCCUUCGCGACCCGCCACGGCCUGCGAUACUCAUCUUCCUCCUCUUCCUCCUCCUCCUCUACGAACCAGCCUCACCACAAACCCGAGCAUGCUGUCCAGCCGCUAAAGUCCUCCAUGUACAUCCGCCGCUUCUCCGUCGCCCUUGUGUCCACACUCGUCGGCUACGGCGCCUGGUACUCGUAUAACGGCCCCAGUAUCGACAAGUCCCAGAGCUUGACGAGGACCUUCACCACUGGCGCAACCGCCGGCGGCGAUGCUGCCCCGACCCGCGCUGUUCUCGUUGUAGGCGCUGAUCAGCUGCACACUGGAACCUUUGUCGGAGAGGGUCCCAUCUCCAAAACCACCAGCGACGACGGCCGCAAGGUCAUAGAGAUGUUGACCCCCGAGCAGGCUACUCAGAAGCUGCGCAAGACGGAGCAGUCCUUCCUCGUCAACAGAGGCCAGGGUGUUCUGCGCUACGAUCUUGUCCAGCUUCCUAGCAACGACCCUAUCGAGGAUGACCAUGCCGAGAAAAUUGUCGAGGUGCCUAACAAGGCCGCCGGCGUUACGGGCAACAGCAGCGACUGGAUGUUCUGGGGUGUAUUUGACGGCCAUGCUGGCUGGACCACCUCGGCGAAGCUGCGCCAGACUCUGAUCGCCUCUGUUGCCAAGGAGCUCAACAACACCUACCAAUCUUCCGCUGACCUGUCGCCGGCAGCUGAUGCCAUUGAUGCUGCCAUCAAGUCCGGCUUCACUCGUCUCGACGAUGAGAUUGUCAAUCAGAGCGUCGAGAGGGUCCUCAAGGCCGGCUCCAAGACCAUGGCCGCGGAGCUUCUUGCCCCUGCUCUGUCCGGCUCCUGCGCCCUCCUGUCCUUCUACGACAGCAGAUCGAAGCUUCUGCGGGUUGCUUGCACUGGCGACUCGCGCGCUGUCCUCGGUCGUCGAUCCGCGUCGGGCAAAUGGACCGCUACCGCUCUGUCGGUAGACCAGACGGGCGGUAACCCAGACGAGGCCGCCCGCUUGCGCAAGCUCCACCCUGGUGAGGACCGAGUCGUGCACAACGGCCGAGUCCUUGGCGGUUUGGAACCAACCCGCGCCUUCGGCGACGCGAGCUACAAGUGGAGCCGUGAGAUCACCAACAGACUCCGGGAAUCCUUCUUUGCCCGCUCCGCCUCUCCCCUUCUCAAGACGCCCCCGUACGUCACGGCCGAGCCCGUCGUUACGACGACCAAGAUCGAGCCCGAGAACGGAGACUUUGUGGUCAUGGCCACCGAUGGCUUAUGGGAGAUGUUGACCAACGAGGAGGUCGUUGGUCUUGUCGGCAAGUGGAUCGAGAGCCAGGCCAGCGGCUCCUCGCAGUUCGACUCGACCUGGUCUAAGCUCUUCGGAUCUAAGCAGUCCACCUUACCCGUCGAGCAGGCGAGCGACAAGAGCAUCGACGGCCAAAAGACGCCCAUUCGUCUGCAGCAGUGGGGCAUCUCACCCGACGCUCCGGAGCGGUUCGUCGUCAAGGACAAGAAUGUGGCUACGCAUCUAGUCCGCAACGCCCUCGGUGGCAAGAACGAGGAGCAAGUCUCCGCUCUGCUGACUCUGCCGUCCCCAUUCUCCAGACGCUACAGGGAUGACUUGACCGUGCAGGUCAUCUUUUUUGGGAAUGGCGAAAAGACGGGCGAGGUUAACCUCAACGAGGAGGCAACGGCCGCGUCGAAGCAACAGCCCGCCAAGGCGAAGCUGUAGAAAACGUUGCUGUAUUUUGUUUCGACGGGAUUACCGCCGACCAGUGGCUCUCUUGGGCGAAAGCGUCAGCCCACGUGUGUUUUAUUUUUGUAUCAAACUGGUGACCGCGACAGGGCGGUAAGGGAGGGGUAUGAAAAGUGACCCCUACUUGCGCAAGCCGAAAGAAAGAAAGAAGGAAAGAAGGGCGUUCUUUGUUCU
This is a messenger RNA of Colletotrichum destructivum, 2399 nucleotides long. Its product is annotated as Putative PPM-type phosphatase-like domain, protein phosphatase 2C family. The record is from RefSeq and is a predicted model, not a curated record. Lineage: Eukaryota; Fungi; Ascomycota; Sordariomycetes; Glomerellales; Glomerellaceae. The transcript is spliced from 3 exons. Gene Ontology annotation, cellular component: mitochondrion. Gene Ontology annotation, biological process: protein dephosphorylation. The coding region runs from base 372 to 2201 and encodes 609 amino acids. Gene Ontology annotation, molecular function: [pyruvate dehydrogenase (acetyl-transferring)]-phosphatase activity.